This is a messenger RNA of Trematosphaeria pertusa, 287 nucleotides long. RefSeq lists its product as uncharacterized. The transcript has 4 exons. The record is from RefSeq and is a predicted model, not a curated record. Bases 43 to 273 code for a protein of 76 amino acids. Lineage: Eukaryota; Fungi; Ascomycota; Dothideomycetes; Pleosporales; Trematosphaeriaceae.
CCGAGUCCGCAGGGGAAGGUCAAGGAUAGGAGGCCGUCGUUGAUGUCGGCCGCCUUCUCCAAAGCCGAGCACACCGUCAUCAACGUUGGCAACUCCGACUGUCCGAGACUGAUAACUUGCGUCAAGGCUUCGCAAGGCUUUGACUGGAAUCAGGAGAUCUUCCUCCCAAGCUACAUUGCCAACUUCGACUUCGACGACCUCGAACGCAAACAAGACCCCGUCAAAGACAUUAUAGUCACGGACGAGGAAGUCGCGAACAUGUUCCCUUCGUAGGCCGAACCACAUCA